Molecule: messenger RNA, 5625 nt
Organism: Drosophila hydei
Lineage: Eukaryota; Metazoa; Arthropoda; Insecta; Diptera; Drosophilidae
Gene: fs(1)M3
Exons: 8
Coding region: 41-5560 (1839 amino acids)
Cellular component (GO): cell surface
Molecular function (GO): heparin binding
Source: RefSeq, a predicted model, not a curated record
AUAAUAAUAUAUAUAUUAUAUAUAUUUGUGUUUGUUAUUCAUGGAUUUGCGUAUUGUAUUUCUAUGUGUGUUCAAUUUUAUAACGAUUCAUGGAGAGGUGCCCAUUGACCUUAGGCCAGGAAAUCCAGAAAAACUGAUGCCCAGCGUAUGCCGCAAGGAUGUUAACGGUACCAGCUUGAGCGUAGAGAUUCGUCUGCCGUUCAUGGAGAUGGAGCUGCACCACGAACGGCAUCUGUUGGUGUUGCGGGCGCCGCAACUGCUGCUGGUGCUCCAUGGCCACGAGCUGUUCCAGCUGCAACUGUCAGGCAAGGACAAGCGACUGCUGCGUCUGGGCGAGCUGGCGGGGCGUGUGCGGCAGCAGUUGGCCACAGCAGCCGCUGUUGUCCUCUGGCGAGAGUAUCUAUUGCUGGCCGUGGCGCUGCCGGAGUCACUGGAAUUUUAUCAACUGCCACAGCAAGCCAUGCUGGAUGCCCGGCAGCUGCAGUUCGAGCCCAUUCAAGAGUUCGCCCUGGCUGGCAGCAGCCUGCAACAGCUUCAUUUGCUGCAGCCAAAUGCAGAUCAGGUGCUGCUGCUGCUAACCUUCAAUGUGUCCCACAGCCAGGCCAGAUGCAGAACCUACGAAUGGCUGGAAACGUAUUUCAAUCCCGUGGAGGAGCUUAGCUUGCCGACCAUUAAAGCCUUCCAGGUGGUGGGCCGUGAGCCCCAUUACAUAAUCACGGGACGAUCGCUGCGAGGACAAGCUAGGCUCGUGCUGUCCGUCUAUGAGCUGGUUACACCAACAUUGCGCCUGUUGCGCCGCCAGAGCCUCACGGUACAGGCGCGCCACGUGCUGGCCGUGCGUUUUCGUGGUCGCAAUCUAAUCUUCGCCUGCCCCAGCAUCAGCAGCAGCAGCGGCGGCUCAUGUAUCCUCUUCCGCAUGGUCGAUGGCAACUUUGUGGUGUAUCGGAAGCAUGUGCUGCGACAGCUACAAUUCAGUCACCUGGCCGCCUCCGAACAGGGCCAGCUGCUGGUGGGAGCACGUGCCAAUGGCGAGAUGCUGGUGUUCAAUAGCCAACGCCUCGAUUGCUACAGCGGCUUUGGAGCCGAUGGCCAAGCGGCAGGCAUUUACACCCAUCGCAAUCCACAGAACGAAAGCUUUGUACUCCUGAUGUAUCAACGGGAUCCAAGCACCACGACGCUGCGCAUGGUGCAGCUGGGCGGGACCAACGAGCCAGCCAGCCUGGCCGCCAAUCUGGAAGGGAACGAUGAUCUGAGCAGUGUGCAGCAACAUCGUCACGAGUUCGAGCAGGCAAUCCAUGGACUGCGCAGUCGGCUGCUGCGUCGCAAGCAACAAGUGGAUGCACUGCAUCAGCUGAUGCAAUCACUGAUGCUGCAUCAGCCGCAGUUCAAUCAGACCCAACCAUUGCACGUCCAGAGCGGCUCACGCAUUGAGCUGGUGCAGCUGCAUGGUAAUCAUCUGGCCAGCCCCGUGCAGCUGCAGCAGCGAGUGGAGCAACUGCGUCAUCAAUAUGCGCACAGGCGCAACAGGCGCUCCUUUGGUGUGGGCAAUGCAUCCUAUGCGGGCACACUGGAUACGCUCAAGGCGAAACGUUUGCAUGUCCAGAAUCUUAUCUACCACGGGGAACUGCUGCCAGGCUACUCUGUGGAGUCUGCCGAACCGCCGGCCAUACUUAGCAUCAAGGGACAGCUGCUCACCAAGCAGCUCCACACACAGGAGCUACUCAUUCCACCCAGCAGCAAGCAGCAGCCAGAGCGCACACCGGCUAACCAUAUGGUGGUGCGACAUCUCCAAGUGGAGCGCAUCAACAAUGUCUCCUGGUUUGACUUUUACGACUCGCUCUUCCUGAAAACGCGCGACAACAAGGUCGAGGGUCGUCUUGUCUUCCAGCUGCGCGCUCGCGUUGUCAAUCUUCAGACUCCGCUGCUGAAUGGGCUGGUGGUGCAGCAGCUCUUCAAUUUGCGUCAGCCCCAGGUGGUGGCCUCCAAUAUAUUCAUGUCCGCCUUCUAUGCGCCCAAGCUCGAUGCCAAGCUCGUUAACGGCCUCAACUUUGCCGAGGAUAUUGUGUUCCGCGGCGACAGGAAUACCCUCAUUAAAACGCCCGUUCGCAUCUACCAGAUGAGCGUCUCGGGCGAUAUUCUGGUCGCAAACAUGACCAAGUGGGCACGUCAAAUGCCAGCCGAGGGUCCACAUCAAUCCUCCAAUCUACAGCAGUAUUAUAUGGGCAGGAUCACGGUGAACGGCUCUAUCACGGUGAACAAUUUGCUGGCGGACACGCAGGAAACGCGCAUGAUGCUAUUGGGACAAUCUCUGCGUGCACAAGACUUGCACACGGACUAUCUAUUGCUGAAUAAAUCGCAGGACCUACAAAAACUGGUAUUUGGCAAUGCCAAGGUGACAACAGGCGCCUUGAGCACUCAGCAUAUCAAUGGACAUCCAACGGCUGAGCAUCUGCUCAGCGGUGCAGAAGAUGAUCCCGUGGCACGAGCAUCCAGAAAGCCGUCUCAUCUGAUCUUCAUGAAUGCCCGGAUAGAUGGGAAUGUCUACUGCGGCAAUUACAGCAGCCGGCUGGCUCAGCUGGCCACAGACGCAGUGCGCCAGGGCGAGACGGCCAGCAUAACGGGCAGCAAGCGAUUCGAGGCGCCACUGGAGCUGGACACGCUAUCUAGCCAGGUGCUCAAUGGACUGCCCGUCUCCGAGCUGGUGCUGAAGGGGCAGCUCGCGCAGAAUUUCACCAGCCUCAAGUACUUUCCACGCAUUGUGGUCAAGAGUCACGUGGAGAUUGCCGGCAAUUUGUCCGCCCAGCGUCUGAACCAUUUGAAACUGUCGCAGCUGCUGCAGCCGGCUUAUGGUCUGCAGCGCCUAGAGCUGACGGAAAGGCCCAAUUUGCAGAGCCUGAUCUUUCAGCGACUCAACGGCCUGGCCUUCGACGAGCUGCUCGGCAAGAUGAGCGUGCCCAGCGGGCAGCAGGAUCGCGGGCCGCAGCCACCACUCCUGCUGCACAAGCAGCUCAUCAUCGAGGGCAACGUGCGCUUCGAUCGGCCGCUCCAGCUGCAGACUCUCAAUGGCAUCCACUGGGAUGAGUAUGUGAGCCGUUUGGUUGGCGCGAAUGCCAACAGCGUCAUCGCCGGCCAGAAGCACUUCCAGGAGCAGGUGCUGAUUACGGAUGCGCUGCAAGCGCCGAGCCUGAAUGGCCUUGACCUGUCCGCUCUGCUAGAGGACACGCUGCUGCGCACCACGCCCCAAUCGAUUGGCGGCAUCUACAGCUUCGAUCGGCUGACGGCCAGCAACGUGGAUGUGGGUCAGGUGAAUGGUGUGCCAGCGAGCAGCUUUGUGGAUCUGCGCCAGGAAGCAUUGCAACUGCAGGGUGAUCUCUAUGUCAGCCAGCUGCAGAUCAAUGGCAGCCUAAGCUGUGAGCUGGUCAAUGAUCCGCAACUGCCACAACUGGAGCAGAAGCUGACGGCGUUGCAGCAGCGCAGCUGGCGUCGUCUAACGGUGCUGGGCGAUGCUCUGUGGAAUGGAGAGAAUGCCUCCAAUCCGCAGCUGGACUAUCUGCGUCGGCAUGCGGUGCGUCGUCGCGGCAAGCAAACCAUCUCCGGACAUGUCAUCCUACAGCAGCCGCAUCUUGGCCAGCUGCUGACCAGCCAAAGUUUUCCCAGCCAGCUCAAUCUCAGUCACAUAGCCGAGGAUGCGCUGCUGCGAAAUGCACCAAGCACACAGCUGGUGAAGGCGCCGCAGAUGCUGCUGCAGGCGGUGCGCGCACGCUCCAUCAACCUGCUGAGCGAUGGCCAGUUCGAGCUGCUAAAUCACAUCGAUCUGCGCCGGCUGAAUGCCUCGCUCUAUCGACGCUCCAGCGGACAGCCAAUAGGAGCACAACUUCACUUCCAACUGCCGCCGGAUAUAGAGGAGCUGCAAGUCCAAGGACAGCUCAAUGGCGGCCAUGUGGCGAGCAUCUUCGAGCAGGCAGCAGAUGUUGUGUGGCCGCCCGUUCGUAUGGAGCGAUUGCAAUUGGAACAGCAGCUGCAGCUGGACGAGAUCAAUGGCAUGAGUCUGGAGUACCUGCUGGAGCAGCGCGUGCCACUUCAUGGCGCCUCCUUGGAGCACUUUGGCGCACUUCAAUUCGAGCAGCUGGAGCUGGGCGAGCGCUGCCUGCUGCGCACCAUCAACGGGAUUCCUUUGCAGAAUGUCGUCUACCGACAUGGCCAGCGGCCGCAGUUGAUUAGCGGCCCGAAGACCUUCGCCAGCGGCAUACGCCUCGAGGGCCCCACCCAUAUUAUGCGGCUCAAUGGCCGCGAUCUCAGCGAGAGCUAUCAGCAGAGCAUCUACACAGAUCGCGAUUACAGCAUCGAUAGCUUAGUGCUGGAUGACGCGCGCUUCGAGGGCGGCCUGCUCGUGGAUGCGUCCAUAAGUGAAGCGCGAGAAGCGCGCCUGGAGACGCAGCCCCAGAACGUUGCACGCCAGCAGCUGCGUCAGCGUCUGCUCCAGUUGGAGCAGCAGCUACAGCAGCAACGUGCCAAUCGCAGCCAGCGCCUGCUCUAUCUGGACUACGAACAGCCGCCGCUCGAGCUGACUUGGAGUGAGCCCACAGCGGAUGAGUUGCUCGAGCUGGCAGUGGCGCCACAAGCGGCACAGCCGACUGGCAUCUGCCACCUGCAGCAGCUGCAGGCCCAGUUCUCCAGGCAACUGCAGCGCGUGCACUUGAGCAACGUCAGCCUGGCCAGCCACCUGCUGCGCGCCAGCUCCGACCGGGCUGCCAUACGGGUCAAGGCGCAGAACUAUUGCCAACAGCAGCAGCCGAUGGCACAGUUUCGGGCGCGCAUGCACAUCAGCUGCCGUGGCCACGCCCACACGCUGGGUCUGCGCCAGCACGUGGAGCAGCUGCAGCUGCACGAUCAGCAGGACUACAGCCUGCUCUUGAUCAGCAGCCCGGACGAGGUGCGCGUGCUGCGCGUGAAUCAUACGAAUUGCAGCCUCAGCGAUUGGCAAUCGGUGCAGCCCGCCGCCGCCGGCCGCCUGAUGAAGCUCAUCCAGCUGGAGGACAAGGAGAGUGGCCGCCCGUUAACUCUGCUGCUGACGAAUGGACUGCAGCACUUGGAGCAUCUGCCGGUGCUGGCAGUGCAUCGCCUGGACGCACAGAGCCAGCGCUUCGAGCUGUUGCAGCACAUCGAGGGCGACUACGAUCUGGCCGAGCUGCAGUCGGAGCAGCUGCUGCUCAGCUGCUACAGCUGUCGGCACAUCUCCAUUUAUAGCUUUCAGCAGAAGAGUCAACAGUUUGCGCCGCUCCAGCAGCUGCACUUGGCCGCACGCAUCCAGCAGCUGCUGACCUUUGCCGUUGCCCAGGAGCGACAUUUGCUGGUGCUGACUCUGCCCGGCUCCAAGCACUUCCAUCUCUUCAGCUACGCCCACAUCGAGGGCUGGCAGCAGCGCACCUAUGGCCACAUGGCCGACUUCCAAUGGUCCUGGCCACUGAUCCGCUCCGGCCAGCAGCUAACCAGCUCCACGUCCGUGCUGCUGCUCUGCGGGCAACGCUUCUGCAGCCUGGUCACAGCUCUGCUCGAUUAGCAUCGAUUCCAUGCCUUGUCUCGUCAGCUCAGACUGUUAUCAGGGGCAUUCCUUGCAUUACUCUU